Petromyzon marinus (sea lamprey) is the source of this 2416-nucleotide messenger RNA. NCBI's taxonomy places the organism in Eukaryota, Metazoa, Chordata, Hyperoartia, Petromyzontiformes, Petromyzontidae. The record is from RefSeq and is a predicted model, not a curated record.
UGAGUGAGUGUCUGAGUGAGUGUCUGAGUGAGUGUCUGAGUGAGUGUCUGAGUGAGUGAGACAGCUGGCUCUCCCUGUGUGUGAAGGUGGUGGAGUAUGAUAAUGGUUCUGGCUCCGUGCUCCGGGUCCAGCCCGUGAAGAGUCGUGAGGAGGGAGUCUACGAGUGUCUGAGUGAGUGUCUGAGUGAGUGACUGAGUGUCUGAGUGAGUGUCUGAGUGAGUGUCUGAGUGAGUGAGUGAGUGUCUGAGUGAGUGUCUGAGUGAGUGAGACAGCUUGCUCUCCCUGUGUGUGAAGGUGGUGGAGUAUGAUAAUGGUUCUGGCUCCGUGCUCCGGGUCCAGCCCGUGAAGAGUCGUGAGGAGGGAGUCUACGAGUGUCUGGCUCAGAGUGCCUCCGGCGAGGUCAGCGCUUCUGCCAAGCUCACCGUGCUGGGCGAGGAGCAGCUCCCCCCAGGUUUCCCCGAGAUUUUGUCUUCACCCCAGCAACGAGUGGUGGAGCGAGGCCGGGCGGCCACCAUGGUGUGUGAGGCUCACGGGAACCCGGACCCCAUCCUCCGCUGGUUCAGAGACUUCGCUCCCGUGGACGUGGCCGCCUCCAACGGCAGGAUUCGCCAGCUGGCCACUGGAGCUCUGCAGAUCGACAGCGCUACGGAGUAUGACCAAGGGAAAUACGAAUGCACCGCCUCCAACUCCGCAGGAAGCAGAACCUCAAACCCAGCCAACCUCUACGUCAGAGAUAACCGCACUGUGAGACGAAUGCCACCGUGGUUCUCCAUCCCCCCGACAAGCCAGGAGGUGAUGCCGGGCGGAGCGGUGAAUCUAACUUGUGUGGCUGUUGGUGCUCCUAUGCCCACCGUGCGCUGGACACGGGGAUCUGGUGCUGAGGAACUGCCGGCUUCGAUGUCCGGUGGUGGCGGUGGUGGUGGUGGUGGUGGUGGUGGCGGUGGUGGUGGCGGUGGUGGUGGCGGUGGUGGCGGUGGUGAAGGCGGUGAUGGUGGGUCAUUCGCUGCUCCCACCGGGCGAAACGUCUUGACGCUGGUGGAUGUGACGAGGUCGGAGAACUUCACGUGCGUGGCCCAGAGCGUGAUGGGGGUGGCCGAGGUGACGGUGCAGGUGACGGUGAAGGCCCUCCCCAAGCCCCCAUCGACCCCCCAGGUGACCGAGACGACUGCCACCAGCGUCACCAUCACGUGGGACCCUGGCAAUGCAGACCACGUGCUCUAUUACGUCAUCCAGUAUCGAGCCAAAAACGGAGAUUCCGGUGGACAGGGUCUCAACACUGCGCUGGGUGGUGGAGGGAGCCACAACAACAACAACCACCACAACAACAACAACAACAACCACAACUCCUACACAGAGGUUAACAGCGUCGCCACGACGAGAUACAGUGUGGGAGGGCUGAGCCCCUUCUCUGACUACGAGCUCCGGGUACUUGCCGUCAACUCGGUGGGGCGCGGUGGGCCGAGCGAGGCGGUGGAGGCCCGGACCGGGGAGCAACCCCCCUCCACGUCGCCACGGCAACUACAGGCACGGAUGCUGAGCUCCAGCACAGUGCUAGUCCAGUGGGAGGAGCCCUUGGAGCCCAAUGGAGUGGUGCGUGGAUACCGAGUCUACUACACUACAGAUGCCUCUCAGCCACUGCACGCCUGGCCCAAGCACAGUGUUGACAGCAGCUUGCUCACCACCAUCGGCAGCCUCACUCCUCAGGCCACCUACACGCUCAGGGCCCUGGCCUACACGGGCGUGGGAGAUGGGCCUCUCUCGCCGCCCAUACAGAUCAAGGCCCAGCAGGGCGUUCCCAGCCAGCCCUCGGCCCUGUCUGCCGUGGCCAUCUCUCACUCGGAGAUUUCACUUUCCUGGACAGCCCCACGGCAGGAGGUGGUCACUCGCUACGAGCUGAGAUACGGACCCACACGCACGGGGGAGCAGCUGGUGGUGAGUUUCCCUCCAGCCACGUCCUACUCACUGCGGGGUCUCAGCGCGGACACGGAGUACUCUCUGACGCUGGCCGCUCGCUCCGACCUGGGUGUGGGCGCCUCAACAGCGCCGCUGGUGGUGUCAACCCUCCCGUCCGCCCCAUCAGCUCCCCCCGUGUCUCUCACACUGAGUGCCCUCAGCUCUCGCAGCCUGGAGGCUCGUUGGGGGCCUCCACCGGCCGAGUUCUGCAACGGGGAAAUCGUCGCCUAUACCGUCAGAUACCGGCCACUCGGCCACCACCACCACCACAACAACCACAACAACAACAACCACAACCACAACAACAACAACCACAACAACAACCACGACAGCAAGGAGGCUCAUAAGGCCACCGCCGGCGAUGAUGAUGAUGACGAUGAUGGUGGCGAUGAUGGUGACGGAGAUGAAGACCACGAUGAUGAUGAUGAUGACGGUGGCGAUGAUGGCGAUGCCGUGAAUAGAG